AUGGACCCACCGAAGUCAAGAGUGUUAGAGCUCGAAGAGGCGAAGUCAACUCCCCUCGAUCAAUAUGGCGACCUCGCGCACCAGCAGAAAUUGACCCGGAAGAUACUAUGGAAGUUGGAUAUACAUAUUCUUCCUAUUCUAGCACUCCUUUUCCUCAUGUCAUUUUUGGACAGAACCAAUGUCGGUAACGCCAAGAUUAUCGGUUUAGAAGCGGACCUUUCUAUUACAGACCACCAGUAUGAUGUCGGCUUGGCUGUGUUCUAUCUCACCUAUAUUUGCAGCGAGCUGCCGAGUAAUCUUGUUCUUAAGAAAGCAUCGCCGAAGAUUUGGCUGCCGUUCUUGACAGGUAUUUGGGGCAUAAUCACCAUGUGUCUAGGAUUUGUGCAGAAUUUUGCUGGUUUCGUUGCUGUCCGGGCUUUGUUGGGUAUUGCGGAGGGGGGGUCUUCUCCCUGGCAUGGAUUGACGCUGGUCAUGACUAACAAAUACAAAAAGGUUUUAUAUUUAUCUUCUUUCUAUAAACGAGGCGAUUUGGCUCUACGAAUUGGCUUGUUCUACACAGCUGCUUCCCUGUCGGGCGCAUUUGGAGGGCUUCUUGCUCGUGGGCUGGCUGAAAUUGGGCCUGCGGGGGGCAUAGAAGGUUGGCGCUGGAUUUUGAUAAUCGAGGGCCUUCUGACAUUUGUCUGUGGAGUGUUGAGUUUCUUCGCCCUUCCAAAUAGCUUGCAAUCAGCAUCUUUCUUGACUCCGGAGGAAAAACAAUUUGGAGAGAAAAGGCUGAUGCUUGAUAGUCCCGGAUCACUGGAAGGAUCCUUGGCAUCUGAGGCUGAAUCGUUCAAAUGGUCCGAAGUGCGCCGAGGUGUGCUGGAUCUACAAGUCUGGCUCUCUGCCUCAGCAUACUUUGCCAUUCUCUCUGGGCUAUACUCCUUUGGCUUCUGCCAACAAUUAUCAAAAAACCUCGGUUUCGCCAAAGAUGCCAACGAGGUUCAGUUAUGGUCUGUGAUACCUUAUGCGGUCGCAGCCGUACUUACAGUCGUUGUUGCCAUCGUCUCUGAUCGUCUCCGUCUGCGAGGUGUGGUGAUGCUCUUCACUCUCCCAAUUGCAAUCAUAGGAUAUGCAGCCAUCGCCAACAUUGACUCCCCUCGGGUUCAAUAUGGCAUGACCUUCCUCAUGGCAACCGGCCAAUACGCGAGUGUGCCGUGCAUCUUGGUGUGGUUGUCGAACAACUCUGCGGGACAUUACAAAAGAGCCACUACAUCAGCGCUGCAGCUGGCAAUUGCAAAUGCUGGAGGAUUUGUUUCGACUUUCAACUAUCCAUCUCGAGAUGGGCCUCUCUUCCACCGUGGACACACCAUUAUCCUUGGGUUGUUAGUGUUCGCGUGGUUCAUGAUUCUGCUUAAUGUGCUCUACUGCGCGAAGAUUAAUCGAGACAAAAGGAAGGGUAAGUAUGAUCAAUACGCAGGAUAUAAUGACGACCGUAACCCGGAGUUUAUGAUGGUUCUAUGA
This is a messenger RNA of Penicillium mononematosum, 1500 nucleotides long. RefSeq lists its product as uncharacterized. Gene Ontology annotation, molecular function: transmembrane transporter activity. Gene Ontology annotation, cellular component: membrane. The transcript is spliced from 11 exons. Bases 1 to 1500 code for a protein of 499 amino acids. The record is from RefSeq and is a predicted model, not a curated record. Gene Ontology annotation, biological process: transmembrane transport. Lineage: Eukaryota; Fungi; Ascomycota; Eurotiomycetes; Eurotiales; Aspergillaceae.